Messenger RNA from Schistocerca americana (American grasshopper), 1908 nucleotides. RefSeq lists its product as uncharacterized. Bases 1 to 1908 code for a protein of 635 amino acids. The transcript has 3 exons. Lineage: Eukaryota; Metazoa; Arthropoda; Insecta; Orthoptera; Acrididae. The record is from RefSeq and is a predicted model, not a curated record.
AUGUGUAGCCGCGAGAAGGACGUACCUGCGCUUGCUAGCGACGCGAAGGGUGUGGCAGAUCGCCGUCCGGCCGCGCUUGCGCCGUCGGUGGCCCCAUCUCGCCCCCCACUUACGACGACCAAUGCUAUGGCUAUUGAUUUGAUGGACACAGCUCCGGAAACCUUGAAGACAGCGCUGUCUGCUCCGCUCCCCGAUUCUGAAGAUGAGAGCUCCACCGCCCCUCAGCCACGAGGACGAAGCGGGAAACAGAAGAGGAGGGCAACAGCCGCAACGUCCGCUGUUCGCAGCUCGCCGAUCGAGAAGAGGGCCAAGCAAGAUUUCGCCCUUGACGCCGAUGGUUUUGUCCCGGCCCGGUGCACUGCAAGACGCAUGCUGUCUCCGACGACGCUUCCAACUGCCGUCGCCAACUCAUUCGACGCGCUCGCUGACGCGCCGGACCAGCUGCCGCGCGAUCCUGCGCCGAAGAAAGACUCCCAUCUUGCGCCGGUGGUCCUCCAGUUUCGGCCGCCCUAUGGGGAACUGCAGAAGUUGUUGCGCAGCUGGACAACGGCCGUGUACACCGUGAAGCCUGCCGGGCGUGACUUGUACAGGGUCACACUCCGCACUGCUGACGAUUAUCGCCGGGUCACUCAAGAGGCGUCUGAGCGUGGUACCCCAUUCUAUACCCACGCUUCCGCACCUGACAAGGUCUUGAAGAUUGUAAUCCGCGACCUCCCGUUCAACAUGGAAGCCGAUCACCUGCAUCGUGAACUCGCUGACCUGGGCUUCUGCAUCCGGGCAGUCGUGAAGAUGAAGUCGCCUAAAUCACGCGAUGAUAUGCCGCUCUUCCUGGUCGUCUGCUCCAACACCGUGGAGAACCGCAAGCUCUACCAAUUGACGCGGGUCGCCGACGUUCCGGUUCAGACCGAAGAUCUUCGCUCCCGGAGGGGACGUGCGUGCCCCCGUCCGCCCACCGAGACGCCGACAUGUGCACUCUGUGGCGGUGCUCAUGUGGCCAGUUAUCGUGGGUGUGAGGUGUGGAAGCGUGCCAUCGCUCGCCAACGUGGCCACACACCAGCGCCACGUCCGAAGAAGCCAGCAACGAGACGGCCCGGCGUCUCUUUCGCGGCGGCAACGUCAGGGGCGCCCUCCACCGUCCCGGCUGCGUCGGCUGCUCCUGCCGCAUCCGCGGCCGUGCCGACACGUGAGGCUCCUGCGCCUCCACCACAGCUGCUAGUGGCGGACCCGGGUACUGCCUCUCCCGGGACGUCGGCCGGACCGCGCCCCGCCAACCGCCGGCGCGGGGGUCACCGCCCCAUGGGUGCCCAGCGCUCAGCACCGUCAGUCGAGCAGCCCCAGGUGGACUCUCACAGCGAAGCAGCCACGCCUCCCUCUUCCAGCGACGGGAUCGCGCCGGCUGCCUCCACCGCUGACCUGGCCAACCUCGUCGCGCAGCUCACUGCCCUGGUGACCAGUGCUACAAAGUUGAUCGAAGUCCUGUCGCAGCAACUCACCGCUGCACCGCCCAACAACACGACCACAACCAGCACGAAACGAACUGCCACACGCGCCAUCAGCUGCGCUCCCACACUCCGCACGCAACAAAAGGCAUCAAGGAAGGGGACCAGGGCCCCGCAAACGCCAGACGAAGACGGCUUCGUGAGGCCGAAACGCAAGCACACCGCCAGGGCGGUGGCGCUCACAACAGCUGACAACAUCGACACCAUCAACCGAUUCUCCGACCUCACAAAGGAAGGUGGGGCGACCACCGACAAUCAACAACAGAAGAAGACGCCCCUACCUCCGUCUAUUGUCAUCCAACACACGUGCGCCUUCAAAACUUCUGAAGAGAAGAUAAAUUCGGUCGUGAAGGGCAGUAUCACAACUGGCUUGACAGGACGCGAGCUGCAUAAGUUGUCACAUACAUGA